Anneissia japonica is the source of this 985-nucleotide messenger RNA. RefSeq lists its product as uncharacterized. The record is from RefSeq and is a predicted model, not a curated record. Lineage: Eukaryota; Metazoa; Echinodermata; Crinoidea; Comatulida; Comatulidae. The transcript is spliced from 2 exons. Bases 204 to 698 code for a protein of 164 amino acids.
UUAUAGGCUGUCUACUUACUCUUACAAACGUAUAGUUAUAUUGGCAUAUUCCACAAGUACCUUUAUUCUUUACAGUUCAACAUAUACAUAUCGUCAUAUUGACAAUAGCAGAUAACAGGAGAUGGAUCCUGUUCUCCACAGGUCACGUAAAUCAGUAUUCAUUUGAACAUGAUGAGGUACAGAGUCCUGUAGUUAACAAGACCAUGGCCUACUCUCGCUUGCGUCUCUUAUUUUUCUCGCUGCUAUUUGCACUCCAAUGCAAAGGCUACGCAUUACAACCACAAGUUAGGCCAAGUGACUUCACAGACUAUUGUGUGCCCGAUAAAAUCAACAACAUAUUUUUCGAACAAAAUUUAGAAUAUAAAUUUGAAAACGACAAUGAGAUAAAUAUAGAGAAAAUCGCCUGUUCUAUAAAGUUGACAAGUCUUCAAACAGUCUACAUUGGACUUUAUGUUGUUCUAAAUGAUGACGAAUUUGACGAAAAUGGCAACAAAAUUUGUGACGAAGGAAACUACAUUGAGGUUCUUGAUACCAAGUAUAAUAGUCUGCAUGUGUGGUGUACAAAUGAAGGGAGAUACCUGUAUUCUAAUAACUCUGAGGUCUUUAUAAAACUUCGUCUCAGACGAUUCACAAAAGUAACAAGUUUUAUGCUAACAGCUGAUGAAUAUACCGCCAAAAUAUUUGAUACCGGUGAGUAAUCGCAUGGUUAGCAGAAGAAAACAAUUUAUUUUCAUUUCAUUUAUUUACUCCAAAGAACAAUAAAACGAUAAACACAAAAUAACAGAGAAAGGGAAAAAACAGUAACCAUUGAAUAAUUUCACUAUCUAUAAACAUUUUUUUAACUCUACAUUUAUAUUAUACGAAUCAAAUAUAAAAUAUCCUUGGCACCCCUGCUCAACUCAUUUUGUUGUUUCUUGUAGAAAGAUUUAAAAUAAAUGAUUAAUAUUUUCAAACUUGACAGAAAGAGACCGGGGAGUUUCGCCGA